Molecule: messenger RNA, 5066 nt
Organism: Polyodon spathula (Mississippi paddlefish)
Lineage: Eukaryota; Metazoa; Chordata; Actinopteri; Acipenseriformes; Polyodontidae
Product: F-box only protein 46-like
Exons: 2
Coding region: 447-2528 (693 amino acids)
Biological process (GO): intracellular signal transduction
Molecular function (GO): protein binding
Source: RefSeq, a predicted model, not a curated record
CGCUGCUUGGCCGAUUAUUUUGAUUAGAGAAACUGUGUGGAGGUCUGCGUUAAAAAUAAGGGCACGCAAACUAAACGCGUAAAAAAAGGGAAAUAUUAGAAAUGACAACACCACGUGUCACAUUCGAGGUUCAAGUUUGCAUAUAUAAUUGAAAUCGAGCAAUUCUUCCCAACGAAAAAUCCAUUUAUUUAUUUAUUUGUUGCGGUUGGGUGCGUGAACCAGGCCGAAGCCGGGGGCUGGAUUUCCUCAGCACCCUGGGAGAGAACACCUUUGUGCGGUUCGGACUGCUGCUCGGGCAGCGCCUAAUCAAUUUCAGUUUGAGGUUACCUGCAGGCCAGCCCUGAGGAAAUCCCUACCCUGUGUGAGAAUGAGAUCAGUGGGUGGCGGCUGUGAGAUCUGAAGGAGGCAGCCUCCUUGCCUGAGGACGCCAUGCUCCCGUGGAACCAAUGAUGGACCCGGACACCUUCUCCCACAUCCGGCUGUGGUGCCCCCGGCCUUUCGGGACCUACUCCCAAAACAAGCCAAGCAACGGGGCUGGCAGUGGAGUUGGAGGCACCCUGCUGAAGUCAGCCAGCGACCUUGUAUGCCGGGGGCCGCAAGGGGAGGAGGGGGAGGAGGAGCCCACCUUGGAGAACACUCCCCUAGUCACUCCCCCCUCCCUGUCCUCCAAUGGGAACCAGGUUGAGGAUGGCCGUGUGCUUCUGGACACCUGGUACGUCAUCAAGCCUGGGAACACCAAGGAAAAGAUUGCUUUCUUUGUGGCCCACCAGUGCAACGGGCUGGGCUUGACCCGACCCAACACCAUGAAGGUCAAAGGGAACUGGAGCACCGACUGCUCCAAGGCGAAGCGCCGCCGCUGCUCCUCCUACAACCCCAGCAAGUCCAGAGCCAACAGCUCUGAGCUGCAGAAGGAGCCAGGGGAGCGUCUGGACGAGGGGGACUGUCUGGAAACAGAGCUCAGUGAGACAGAACUGCUGUCUGUGGCAGAGAUGGUGGCCCUGGUGGAACAGCGUACCGUCAUGGCCAUGCAGGAGGUCAUUGGACAGGUACCUCCCCAGAGCCUGAGCUCAGUUAGGAGGCUCUCCAGCACCAGUACCCAGGGCUCAGAGGUGUUCCUCUCAGAAGUGGAGACACCUGCCCCAGACGCUGAUCCCCCUUCCUCCCUCCAACCUCCAGCAGAGAGAGAGCCAUCUGAUUCCAGGCGUGUAGCAGAGGCCAUUGCCCACUUUGAGUCUCAGCAACAGCAGCUAGAGAGUGCCCUCCUGAGACGCAAUGGGAUGUCGCAGGAGAAGACUGGCGGUGGGGUGGGGGCGAGUGUGGGGACUGGAGGGAAUGGCAGUGGUGGAGGAGGGGGAGGAAGGGAGGUUAGGAUCGCCUUCCGUGUCUCCAGCAUGGACCCUUGCUGUCAGGCUGAAACAGGUAGCUCUGGCCGUCCCAACUGCAUGUUUUUGAGCUGUGGUGGGGGAAGCCCGACCGGGGGUGCCAGGGCCAAAGAGAAGAUCACCUGUGACCUUUACCAGCUGGUGAGCCCGUCCUCUCGUGACCCCCUGCCUCCCAGCAACAUGGAGAUCCUGCUGGCCGCCGCUGCUGCCUCCCCCAAGGGGACUGGGGAAUCCAGAGGAGAGGUACUUCAAGAGCACCAGAUCCCACCCACGAGUUCAAACUCUAUCCCUGACGGUGAGGCUGGGGAGAAGGGUGGCGAGAGAUUGCGGGAGUGUGUGUCCGGUUUUCACGUAGAAGUGGUGGUGACUGGCGCAGUGGACCAGUGCGUCUUCUAUGGGAAGGACAGCACAGAGAAUAUGAAGGAGGAGACUGUCCGUUUCACAGUAGGAUCCCCUGCCCCAGAUUCUUUGCCUUGUCCUGGGUGCGAGGAAAACCCUCCCCCUCCGGGACAGCUCUUCUUUUACCACUCCCAAACUGCACUGCCUGAUGAGGACAGCGAGCAGCUGGAGAUGCAGAACUCCCUUGACUGCACUAACAAUAACCGCAGCAGUGCCGGCGGUGAGCGGUUGGACUCCAGUGAUUCACCCACGAGUCAGGAUCCGGAUUCCUCGGACUCUUCCCUGUGCCGGCUCUACCGCCACAUCUCCCACGACUUCUUGGAGAUUCGCUUCAAGAUCCAGCGGCUGCUGGAGCCCCGGCAGUACAUGCUUCUCAUGCCCGACCACAUCAUGGUGAACAUCUUUAGCUAUCUCCCCACGCGUUCACUUGCUGCCCUGAAGUGCACCUGCCACUACUUUAAGGCUCUCAUAGAGACCUACGGCAUUCGUGCAACAGACUCGCUCUGGAACAAAGACCCACUGUACCGAGACGACCCCUGCAAACAGUGCAAGAAGCACAACGAGAAGGGGGAUGUGUCGCUGUGCCGCUGGCACCCCAAACCUUACCACCACGACCUGCCUUACGGACGCUCCUACUGGAUGUGCUGCCGACGCACCGACAAGGACACGCCAGGCUGCCGCGUCGGACUCCAUGACAACAACUGGGUGCAGCCCUGUGAACUGGUGCAGAGCCGGGCUAAGAGGUGAAAUUUGAAAGGUCCCAGUGGAGGACUGAGACUAUUUUCAAUGACGGGAGUUUGGGGGAUGGCUGUGUGCUUGCUGACAGGGUCCAGUUUAACAACACUUUGUAAUCUGUUUGGUUUGUGAGUGCUGCAAGUGUGUGUGUGUGUGUGUGUGUGUGUGCGAUUUUGUUUUUCCUUCUCACUUCUCUUUCUAAGUACAGAUUUAUGGUCUACAGUCCAUGGUUUUUUCAAAGUCCUCCUCAGACAAGAGAGCUGCCACCUGAUCACACCUUUCCAUCCUUCUUUUGCCACCCAGUAAAACACUUCCUAAGAUAUAGAUCCUGCAAGUAGGCAUAGCCAGAAGAUUCAAAAUUGAUGUUUUACAAAACCAGGGCUAUUGCUAUCCUGUUUUUAACACCUCUUCUUAAGUUGUAAGAUUUCCGUUUGAAUCCCAGAUUAUUCAGAACAAGCCUUGUUGUAAUGAAAUAUGCAAAUACAGCAGUACAAGCAGGUUCUUGCAUAUUAGCGAAGUGUCAAACUAAAAUGAGCGCUCCUUGAGUUGCAAUCAUAAAUAAAUGUUUAGCCUUGUUUUCAGUUAUCCUUACCUUCCAUGGUACUGUCUUGCUAAAACAUGUGAUUGAAUUAAAUACCUUUACUGUGAAAAUAAAGUGUAAGGUUUAGUUUAUGGUCUCAACACAACACUUGUGUGGUAUCUGUGAACGGACUGGCACAAAAGUACUGUAGAGUGUAAGGUGGUACAUUGAGUAUGGGACUGUGAACUGACAGAUUUUCCUUGAAUGCAGUAACAAUAACAUUUAAUGAAGAGUGGAUGGAUUCCAUACCUAUGCCUUCAUGCAAGAUCUGUAGCGUUUAAUCCAGCAAUGCCAAUUUUGACUACAAUUCCUUGGCGAAAUAACCAAAAAUGAAUAUUGCUGAGUAUGGGUAUAACUAAUCUUACAAGGAGCCAUCGGCUGCUUCAUAAUAUGACAUUUUUUUGUCCUGUGUUUAAAUAAUAACAACUAUUAAUAAAGAUGAACUGUCAUCUCCUUUGGGGUCUGCAAAGUCUGUUUUGUCUAUGAAGUGCCAGGUAUGAAACACCACAGCUGUCCUCUAUUCAUACAUCAGUAGGCGUUUCUGGUGUGAACAGUGUCGUGGCUCUGUUGUUGCAGGAGAUAAGUAAAGGAGGCUUUUUCUGUUCACUAAACUACAGUGGGAUAUUAAAUGUAGCUGGUUGUGUUUCGAAUCCAUCUCUACAUGUCUUUGUACCGAUUGCACAGGUACUCGCUCUGCUUCAGGUCCAGCCUUGUACCACUGCAAAUAACACUUGCUGCGUAAUUUGGCAUAUCAUCUUACCCGUUGUUAAUGGGGAAAAUAAUUGUUAGGUCAUCACAAAACCAUUUAAACCAAGAAUGAGCUCAUGCAUGCCAGUCUGCCAAGCCAGUGACGUUAUUUCAAUCAUUAACGGGAACAGACAGUGAAGAUGUUUCAAGGAAAGUGCACACGUUUGCAUUUUGUGUGUGUGUGUGUGUGUGUGCUCGGAAAUGCAAUGUGAGACAUUCUGAUGCACAAGAUUCAUGGGGUAAUGUAUUUAUUUUAAGCUUUUUAGAUUCUCAGUAUGCAUGUGUAAGCCUCCUGCCUCUGUUUUUUUUAAUUUUUUUUUUUUUUUUUUUGUGAUUUCAAGUGAUUUAUUCCCUAGGCCUUCCACCAAAGCUUUGUCCUUGAACAGGUUGAUGGAUUUUCAACUGAGGAACUGGGGUUUGUUUGCUUUUACUGUCAGGAUGUGUGUGUAUGUGUGCGCUCUCACUCUCUCUCUCUCUCUCUCUAUUAUAAUGUAAAUAACGUCACUUGAUUGAAAUGUUUCCAGUUUUGUGCAUGUGAAUGAUCAGAUGAAUCUCUGGCCAGCCUAGUCCAGCUCAUUAAAAAUAUCUCCUGUCAACUCCCAGCUAUGCAUACAGGGCUCAGAUCUGAGCUCAGUCUAUACACAGGGUGGAUCAAAAACAUUAUUAUCAACAUUUAUGUAGAAAUACCAAAAAGAAAUGGCGCAACAAAUAUUUCACGAUUAUAUUGUAACCCGACUUCUUUUGUCAAAGACACUUGCUAGUUUCUUUCAGUACUUCUACAUAUCUUCCUACUAAGUGUAUGAAUUAGUGAGGCAGAAUUACAAGACAUCAAACGGUCUGCAAACAUCACACCGGCUUUCUGUAUGAUGUCCUGAUAGGAAUCGAAGCAUUACUAUGUGGCAGGCCAGUGGCGGAGCUUCAUUCGUGUUCUGUAGUAAUGUUUUUCAUGUGGUGUCUUGCUAGCCCUGCAGUAGCUCUGGAGAACCUGUCUUGCAAACAGCAGAACGGAUGGUCUCAUUGGUGGUCAAUUGGAGACUCUUGCUGUCUGUAUUUCCCUUUGCUGUCUGUGCACUUGUUGCUGUAGGUUAAUUUCCUGUGUCGUGGUUCUGGAAAACAAACGGUUGUGGGACUAACAAGGUUUACCAGAAUGAGAGUACUAAGAUGUUUACCUGAUUUCGUAAUUUGUAUAUUUGGUUUCAAUUAAAUAUUUCUCUCUUUUCCAA